Molecule: messenger RNA, 399 nt
Organism: Plasmodium fragile
Lineage: Eukaryota; Apicomplexa; Aconoidasida; Haemosporida; Plasmodiidae
Exons: 3
Coding region: 1-399 (132 amino acids)
Biological process (GO): mRNA export from nucleus in response to heat stress; positive regulation of translational initiation; nuclear-transcribed mRNA catabolic process, deadenylation-dependent decay
Cellular component (GO): P-body; RNA polymerase II, core complex
Molecular function (GO): translation initiation factor binding; nucleotide binding
Source: RefSeq, a predicted model, not a curated record
AUGGCGGGUAACGAUCACGGGGAUGUAAAAAACUUGGACUUGGGACCAGAAUUCAAGAACUGCAAGUGCCUGAAUUUGUGUGAGUUGCAACUCAUCUUGGGAGACCAGCUGCGGUUAACGUCGAAGCGGAACGAGGAGGCUCAAACGUUGAUAAAGUCCUCGUUCGAUUACGCCAACAAGUUCGCGACGAUAAAGAACAGGAGCUCCAUCGUGGACGUGCGUACCAACCUGGAGCGCAUAGGGGAGCUACACGAGUACGAGAUAGCCAUGCUGGUGAACCUGCUGCCCAAGACAGUACAGGAGGCCAGGUACUUCAUCCCGUCCCUCAUUCGACUCAGCGACGAGACGUUGAACUCGAUUUUGGAGCACCUCAUUAGUUAUAAGAUGUACGUCUCGUGA